Schistocerca gregaria is the source of this 2396-nucleotide messenger RNA. RefSeq lists its product as uncharacterized. NCBI's taxonomy places the organism in Eukaryota, Metazoa, Arthropoda, Insecta, Orthoptera, Acrididae. The transcript has 3 exons. Gene Ontology annotation, cellular component: Golgi stack. Gene Ontology annotation, molecular function: ATP binding; ATP hydrolysis activity. The coding region runs from base 44 to 2317 and encodes 757 amino acids. The record is from RefSeq and is a predicted model, not a curated record. Gene Ontology annotation, biological process: Golgi to plasma membrane protein transport; intra-Golgi vesicle-mediated transport; SNARE complex disassembly.
UUUUUGUGGCUUUGCGUGCACAUUGAAUUUUUGGGGACAUUUGAUGUCGGGCGUAUCCUUCAAAGCAGCUAGCGCGCCAUCCACGAGUCUGGCUAAGACAAAUAAGAUAUAUUUUUCACCAGAAGAUGCAGAGUGUCUUGCGGUGCCCGAGAAAUAUGCAUCCAGCGGUCAGAAAAACUUGGUAAAAGUAGGAAAAUUUAUAUACACGUGGGAUACGGACAAAUCCAUUGUUAGGGGGACGGUGGGGUUAGGAGCGAUACAGAGAAGACAGUUGAACGUUUCAUUGAAUCAGGCAAUUGAAGUUGUUCCAUAUUAUACGACUUCGAAAUGUAUAUUUUUGAGUAGUUUGCGUCUGGAAGUGAGUUUUUUGUCGAAGUCGAAGAGAGAUAUUGAGAUAUGUCUGGACGCGUCGGAGUUGGAGGCGACGUUCAAGGAGGUUUGCGUUGACCAAUAUUUGACGAUAGGUCAGACGGUCUUGUCUGACUUUAAGGGUGACAGCAUGAUAUUUACGGUGACAGAUUUGACUGUAUUGGACUUGAAGAGCAUUUUGACGGCGGAGAAGGGUAAUCAUUCUAAGAAAGGGCGAAAGAAAGAUGAGGUGGAGUGUACGGAUUUGAAGAGUGGAGUACUGAAUAAGGGGACGGUGGUUACGGUUGCAAGUGCGGCUAGGUCGGGGAUUCGAAUAAUAGGAGGGGCGGCUAGCGAUCAAGUUGCGGAACUGUUCAAGCCUGACUUCGAUUUUGAGAAGCUUGGAAUUGGAGGGUUAUCUAAGGAGUUCGGUGAGAUAUUUCGUCGCGCAUUUGCGCCGAGAGUGUUUCCCCCGGAUGUGUUGAGUAAGUUGGGCGUACCGCCGAUAAAGGGGAUAUUGUUAUAUGGUCCUCCGGGAACAGGAAAGACGUUGAUGGCUCGAUGCAUUGGAAAGAUGUUGAAUGGAAAGGAGCCGAAGGUGGUGAACGGUCCUGAAAUUUUGAACAAGUACGUUGGUCAAAGUGAGGAGAACAUCAGGGAGCUGUUUCGAGAGGCUGAGGAGGACUGGGCGCAGUAUGGCGUGAACAGCGCGCUGCACAUUAUUGUGAUGGACGAGUUGGAUGCGAUCUGUAAGACAAGGGGAAGCCGAAGUCAAGGUGGGACGGGAGUGGGAGAUUCGAUCGUCAACCAGCUUUUGUCGAAGAUGGACGGGUAUAAGCAGAUCGACAACAUUUUAAUCAUCGGAAUGACGAAUAGAAAGGACAUGAUCGACGAGGCCCUGCUGCGUCCUGGGAGAAUGGAGGUGCACGUGGAGAUCGGUCUGCCUGACGAACAAGGACGGCUGCACAUUUUGAACAUACACACGUCGAAAAUGAAGAAUUCUGGAUAUUUAGAUAAAAGUGUGGACUUAGAAGAAAUAUCGAGAAGGACCAAGAACUAUUCUGGAGCGGACUUGGCUGGGUUGGUCAAGAAUGCAGCGUCUUACGCGAUCAACAGGAAGGUCGACAUGCAGAAUCCCACUACUCCGGUGGAUCCGGAAUCCGUUCGUUUAGUGCAGACGGAUUUUGAGAAUGCAUUGAUGGAGAUGAGGCCGUUAUUUGGCGUGGAUGAGAGGGAGUUAUCUAAAAAUAUUGGAAAUGGCAUUAUUGAAUACGGGCCGGUGAUUUCGAGGGCUUUAGAGCAGUGCAAGGCAUUUUUUGAGCAGGUAAAGAAUUCCAGUCGAACACCGCUUGUGUCCGUCUUGCUCGAGGGUACAAUUGGGUCUGGGAAGACGGCGUUGGCUUCUCACAUUGCGCUUUCUUCUCAGUUUCCUUACGCGAAGAUGGUUACGUCAGAGGACAUGCUGGGUUAUACAGAACCGCAGAAGGUUGCCCACAUAAGCCGAAUAUUUGAGGACGCGUAUCGAUCUCCACUUUCUUUUGUCAUUGUGGACGAGAUCGAGCGGCUGAUUGAGUACGUGCGAAUUGGUCCCAGGUUCAGUAACAUUAUUCUCCAGACGUUGAUUGUCUCGCUGAAGAAGCUCCCUCCCGCUGGGAGGAAGCUCUUCGUGAUAGGGACAACGAGCAAGAAGGAAAUUCUGGAGGAUUUGGACGUUUUACAGCUGUUCGAUGCGAGAACGGCGAUACCCAACGUAACGGGUGCCGAGGAAGUGAGCAAGGUUUUGAGAUUCUGCGAUUAUUCUGAGAGAGACAUUGAAUCAAUUCGAGAUCAGAUUGCUCGUUUGGAAAUACCGGUCAAAAAGCUAAUUAUGGUAGCAGAAAUUGCCAAACAAGAAGAGAAGAACCUUUCUCUGCCCGAAAAAUUCGCGCAGGGAUUAUGGGAUUACGGCGCGAACAGCGCUGUGGAUUAGAAUGUGUUUAUGCGGGCUUUUUAUAAAAUUUUUGUUGUUUUUUGGGCUAGGCAUUGCAAGCUUACAACGAAACUUAAAA